AUGACACUCCAACCACCAGCGCCAGUUGACUGUGCGCUGGAAACCAUUGGCAACACACCAGUUGUGCGACUGCGGCGCGUCGUUCCGGACGGCUGCGCCGACAUUUUUGUUAAGUUGGAGUCCUUCAACCCCACGGGAUGCUACAAGGACCGUAUGGCAAAGUCGAUGAUCGAAGAGGCAGAAAAAAGGGGAGACCUGAAGCCCGGCAUGACCGUUGUAGAGGCGACGGGAGGCAGUACUGGGUCGUCUUUGUCUCUAGUGUGCGCGGUGAAAGGAUAUACCUUCCUCGUCGCUACAUCUGACGCCUUCUCUUUUGAGAAACGACGGACCAUGACUACCUUUGGGGCUACUCUCCACAUAACGCCCAGCGAGGGAGGAAAAGUUACGCCGGACCUGAUCCCCACCAUGAUGAAGUAUGCCGAGGCAGCUACUCAAGAAGAAUCCCACUAUUUUACGAACCAAUUCUAUAAUGGCGAUUCCAUUGUGGGUUAUGAGGAUAUCGGACAUGAACUUGUUAAGCAACUUCCGGACGGUAUCGACGCAUUUUGCGGGUCUAUCGGAACAGGAGGGAUGGUAAUGGGCGUUUCGCGCGUUCUGAAGUCAAAAGGAUUCAAAACAAGAAUUGUUGUCCUCGAACCCGCCUCGGCACCGCUUAUCACUCAAGGCGUUAAAGGCCCCCAUAGCGUCGAGGGGAUUGGGAUUGGCUUCAUCCCGGGGCAUUUGGAACAGCAUUUAUACGACGAGGCUCGGGCGAUUGAAGAAGGUGAAGCCCGUGUAAUGUGCCGUCGGCUGGCGAGGGAAGAAGGUCUGCUUGUUGGAACAUCGAGUGGGCUUAAUGUCGUCGCAGCAAUUCAGCUAGCAAAGGAAUUGGGCCCAGGCAAGACAGUUGUAACUGUUGCCUCGGACACGGGUUUGAAAUACCUAAAUGGCACGCUUUUCGCCGAUAGCUAG
Penicillium cosmopolitanum is the source of this 951-nucleotide messenger RNA. Its product is annotated as PLP-dependent cysteine synthase family protein. Bases 1 to 951 code for a protein of 316 amino acids. The record is from RefSeq and is a predicted model, not a curated record. NCBI's taxonomy places the organism in Eukaryota, Fungi, Ascomycota, Eurotiomycetes, Eurotiales, Aspergillaceae. Gene Ontology annotation, cellular component: cytoplasm. Gene Ontology annotation, biological process: L-cysteine biosynthetic process. The transcript has a single exon.